AUGGCGCCUCAAGUCUUCGUCACUGGUGCCACUGGUUAUAUUGGUGGGGACUGGCUCUUCGCCGCCGCCAACGCCCACCCAGACUGGGAGCUCUCGGCUCUCGUGCGUAGCAAAGACAAGGCAGCUGUGCUAUCCAAUCAGUACCCCAAGAUCCGUGUCGUACAUGGUGACCUAGACUCCUAUGAUAUUCUUGAGGAGGAGGUGGGAAAGGCAGAUAUCGUCUUCCACUUCGCCGAUUGCGACCAUGUUCCUGCUGCAGAGGCCAUCGCUCGAGGCGCGAGACAGCAUACCCCCGAGCGCCCCUUAUGGCUGAUUCAUACCUCUGGAACCGGGUUGUUGGCCUUUGAAGACAUACGCGCACAAACAUAUGGUAUCGAGCGCCCCAAGGUGUAUAACGACUGGGAAGGCAUAGAUGAGCUCAUGGGCUUCCCUUCGGAUGCAUCUCACCGUGAUGUGGACGAAGUCAUCAUCAAAACGGGCAAAGACAUGCCUACCAGUGUUCGCACUGCCAUCGUCUGUCCCCCGACCAUAUACGGGCUUGGUCGCGGGCCGGUCGGCAAGAGGAGUAUCCAGGUCCCCAUCAUGGCUGAUGCCGUCCUCAAGCGCGGUAAAGGCUUCAUGGUCGGAGGGGGCGAAAAUAUCUGGCAUCAAGUCCAUGUGCAUGAUCUGAGCAACGUCUACCUACUUCUAGGUGAGGCUGCUGCUGAGGGUGGAGGUAGGGCGACGUGGAACGACAAGGGGUACUACCUUGCUGAAAAUGGACCUUUCGCUUGGGGUGAUAUCUGUCGUGCGUUAGCGCAAGAGGCUUUUGAUAAGGGGUAUAUCAAGACUCCUGAAGUCGAGUCGUUGGAUAGUGAUCAAACCACGGAGAUCUUGCGCAUGGGUCGGGUUGCGUGGGGUUCAAAUUCUCGUGGCACUGCUAUUCGUGCAAGGAGGCUGCUUGGUUGGGAGGCUAAGGAGCCCAAGCUAACUGAGGUGCUCCCGCAUCUUGUCGAGCUGGAGGCGAGGGGAAUUGGGCUGUAA
Messenger RNA from Penicillium brevicompactum, 1023 nucleotides. RefSeq names its product putative nucleoside-diphosphate-sugar epimerase. The record is from RefSeq and is a predicted model, not a curated record. The transcript has 3 exons. NCBI's taxonomy places the organism in Eukaryota, Fungi, Ascomycota, Eurotiomycetes, Eurotiales, Aspergillaceae. The coding region runs from base 1 to 1023 and encodes 340 amino acids.